This is a messenger RNA of Morone saxatilis (striped sea-bass), 3044 nucleotides long. RefSeq names its product tyrosine-protein kinase yes-like. Gene Ontology annotation, biological process: protein phosphorylation; cell surface receptor protein tyrosine kinase signaling pathway; innate immune response. Gene Ontology annotation, cellular component: extrinsic component of cytoplasmic side of plasma membrane. Gene Ontology annotation, molecular function: ATP binding; non-membrane spanning protein tyrosine kinase activity; signaling receptor binding. The record is from RefSeq and is a predicted model, not a curated record. Lineage: Eukaryota; Metazoa; Chordata; Actinopteri; Moronidae.
GGCGAGACGAUGGGCUGCAUAAAGAGCAAAGAGGACAAAGGCCCUACAAUGAAGUAUCGGCCAGAAAAUUCCACGGUGUCAGACCCCAACGCCACCGCCACCACGCCUCACGUAGGUCACUACGGACCAGAUCCCACCCAGCUGCAGCAGAGUCAGCCUCCCGCCUCCUCCUCAGGCUCUGGGGCUGUAAACUUCAACCACACCCUCACACCGUUUGGCGGCUCCUCGUCUGCCAUGACUCCCUUUGGAGGGGCGUCGUCCUCCUUCUCUGGUCCCGUGUCCAACUCCUUCUCUGGCGCUGUCUCAAGUGGUGUUACGUUCUUUGUGGCCUUGUAUGACUAUGAAGCUCGAACAUCAGAUGAUCUCUCGUUUAAAAAAGGAGACCGCUUCCAGAUCAUCAACAAUACAGAAGGAGACUGGUGGGAAGCUCGCUCCAUCAACACGGGGAGGAAAGGCUACAUCCCGAGUAAUUAUGUGGCCCCUGCUGACUCCAUCCAGGCUGAAGAGUGGUACUUUGGUAAAAUGGGACGCAAAGAUGCUGAGAGGUUGCUGCUGAAUCCAGGGAACCAUCGAGGAACUUUCCUGGUGCGAGAAAGUGAAACUACUAAAGGUGCUUAUUCUCUCUCCAUACGAGACUGGGAUGAAGCCAAAGGAGACAACGUGAAACACUACAAGAUCCGCAAGCUUGACAACGGGGGAUACUACAUCACCACACGAGCACAGUUUGACACAUUACAGAAGCUUGUCAAACACUACACAGAGCACGCCGAUGGGCUUUGCCACAGGCUGACCACCGUGUGCCCCACGGUCAAGCCUCAGACCCAGGGGCUUGCUAAAGACGCCUGGGAGAUUCCCCGGGAGUCCUUGCGACUGGAGCUCAAACUGGGCCAAGGCUGCUUUGGAGAAGUCUGGAUGGGCACAUGGAACGGUACCACUAAGGUGGCCAUUAAGACACUGAAGCCGGGCACCAUGUCACCUGAGGCCUUCCUCCAAGAGGCUCAGAUCAUGAAGAAGCUCAGACAUGACAAACUGGUGCCUCUGUACGCUGUGGUGUCUGAGGAGCCCAUUUAUAUUGUCACAGAAUACAUGGCCAAAGGAAGCUUGCUCGACUUCCUCAAAGAGGGUGACGGCAAAUUCCUGAAGCUUCCCCUGUUGGUGGACAUGGCUGCACAGAUCGCUGACGGCAUGGCUUUCAUCGAGAGGAUGAACUACAUCCACAGGGACCUGCGCGCUGCUAACAUUCUCGUGGGCGACAACCUGGUGUGCAAGAUCGCCGACUUUGGUCUGGCCAGGUUGAUAGAGGACAAUGAGUACACGGCGAGGCAAGGAGCCAAAUUCCCUAUUAAAUGGACGGCCCCGGAGGCGGCUCUGUACGGCCGCUUCACCAUCAAAUCAGACGUCUGGUCCUUUGGGAUCUUACUCACCGAGCUUGUCACCAAAGGCAGAGUGCCCUACCCAGGCAUGGUGAACCGUGAGGUACUGGAGCAGGUGGAGCGGGGCUACCGCAUGCCCUGCCCCCAGGGAUGCCCCGAGUCCCUGCACGAGAUGAUGAAGGUCUGCUGGAAGAAGGACCCGGACGAGAGGCCUACUUUCGAGUACCUCCAGUCCUUCCUGGAGGACUAUUUCACCGCCACAGAGCCACAGUACCAACCUGGAGAGAACCUAUAGCCUGCCUGCUGCGUAUCCCUACGCCUGGGAGCAGACUUGCUUAAAGACAAAGAAGACGUCAGCUCUUAAUUAAGUCGCCUGGAAACCAACCAGUCGCAUAAACCACUACUUGCUCUACCCAUUCUUGAUUUUUUAUUUCUUUCAGCGUCCGCCACCAUUUCAUUUUCAUAUUUUAUUUGUUUUCAUACUGGUACUACGGAAGUCUUAGCUGUGUGAAAUGUGGGUUUUUAUCACUAUGUACAAUAAUGACUGAGGUAACAAAGAAACAUUUCUGUUUUUAAAUACAUGUUUCGAUAUAACACAGUGUGUUGCUGUGAAAUAAGCUGUGAUAUGUAGCUGUGUUGAGAAUGGCAGUCCAACUGUUAUAUAUGGAGAGCUCACACUCCAUUUGCCUCCAAAUUGUACUCUUUUGUGGUGAAUUGGUAAAUUAUGCAUCAAAACGAUUAAUUAUUAACAGAGAUAAUAUAUUAAACUAAUAGGGAGAAGCUCUCAGGGGACUGGUUCUCAUUAUCACAGUACAUUUGACAGUUAUUUAAAAAAUAAAUCCCACACAGCUUAACUUUAGUUCAUCAGCUACGGUGCAAUUCUUUCUAUGUGUGUUACAAAUGGGCAACUAGAGUGAGACUGUGACAUGGUCUUUUAUGCUUUUUUAAUCUUUUACAAUGCAUUUGUUUUAUAUUAUGUUAUUUUACGUUCCUUUGUUAUCAUAAAAAUGUACUCAUAUCACAUGGACAUGGUUUUAUAGCUUCGUUUGAAGACUUUUUCCAUACUGUCCAUCAUCAUCUUUUUUUUAUAACAGUGCCAUCAUUCUUUCUGUCCCUCACUGCCCCGGGUUAUAUAAUCUCACUGUGAUCACUGCAGCCACAUGCUUACAUAAAGACAGCCUGUGUAACGUGACAGUGAGUUAAACAGUGAUGGAACUCGUGGACUUGUGGCUUUUUGCCAGACCAAGAAUGGCACUUCACGUGUGAAAUGUCUGCCAAACCGAGGACACGGGAUGAUUUUAGUGGCUAUAAAAACUCUUUCUAAAAGUGGAAAUCAUGAACAAAGCCGCCAAAUAAGUUGGAAACAACCAUUUUAUCUUCUAAAAUGUGACUGACCAAGAACUUGGGACUCUUUUUCGUGUUUAUGUAUCCAAGGUGGCUCUGUAAAGACCAUUUAUAUUGCAAUGAUUACAGUUUUUUACAGUGAUUUUAUCUUUGCAUAUUGCUCCUGUAUGGACUCAUUGGGACAGUAUUAUGAUGGGAAUAACACCAAUUGACGCCUGAGCUUGUAAAGAAGGGCUUUGUAUAUUAUAAAAAUCCUCAUUUUAUAAGAUUAUUAAUAAAACGAGCAAGAUUGCAAAAUAUAUUUGGGGAGGGAGGUAGUGGGUGCAG